Messenger RNA from Naegleria gruberi, 1458 nucleotides. RefSeq lists its product as uncharacterized. The annotation marks the transcript as partial. Gene Ontology annotation, cellular component: transcription factor TFIIA complex. The record is from RefSeq and is a predicted model, not a curated record. NCBI's taxonomy places the organism in Eukaryota, Heterolobosea, Eutetramitea, Acrasida, Naegleriidae. The transcript has 2 exons. Gene Ontology annotation, biological process: transcription initiation at RNA polymerase II promoter; transcription by RNA polymerase II.
AUGUCUUCUGUUUCCAACCACGAAAAAUUAGUGGCUGACUUUUAUCGUUCUCUGAUUGAUGAAGUUGCUGCCGGUAUUCAAGAAAUAUUUGUUGAGGAAGGUUACAACUCCGAUGUUAUAAAUGAAUUGAAGAAACUUUGGGGAGACAAAAUUGGAGAAAGUGGAGCUGUACCUGCUUGGAAUAUUACCCCUGGACAAUCUAGUUCGAGAGGUUCAAAUAGAGGUGCUGCUGCUUCGAGAAAUGCAGCCAGAUCAAGAAAUCAAAAUGCAGCUGCUUCUUCAAGUAACACUGCAAUUCCAACACAAUCUUCUCAGCUCGGAACUCAAUCCACCCAAAUCAAUCAAUCACAAGAUAUCCUCGGUGGUAACCAUGCUCCAACAUUACCAAUUGUUGCUGGAACUCCAAGUGAAUUUAUGCCUCCACAACCAAGAAUUCCACCUCCAUCCUUUUCAAAUCCAAAUUUGGGUCCACCUCCAGGUUUUUCUUCUGGCAUUCUCAGUGGGGCAAUGCCAAGUCUGCCUUCAAUUAGUCCUGGUUUACCUUCAAUUUCUCCACUCUCAUCUGCACAUCAUCAUAACAUUUCCACACCAACAAAUCCACUCUACAAUACACCAAGUAAUAGUAGUGGUGGAGGCAUCUUAUCGAGUAGUACUGGAGGUGGCAUCUUGGCAAGUGGAGGUGGUCUUUCACUUCCUUCUCUACCUGCUGCAACAACUCCAUCAUCAUCUACACCAAACUCUAUUUUCAGUAGCACAAUUUCAUUACCUCCACCAGUAACUCCAAUUCAAUCACCUUAUGGUAUGCCUAAUAUUCCACCUCCAUCCUUUUCAACUCCAAAAUCUGAUUUCAUGGCCUCUAGUCCAUAUCUUCAUUUGGAAGACCUGAAAGUUACAUGCCUCCUGUCUCUUUUAGUUCAAAUCCAAUUUUGGGAAGAAAUCAAUCUCCCAAGUAUUCAAUCUCCACAAUUUGGCCAGAAUUCUCUUCCUUCCAUUGGUUCAAUGUUACCUCCAGCUUACUCACCAAAUCCAUAUGGUACACCAUUCAGUUCUUCCUCAAUAGAAUCACCUGCUUACACUAGUCCUUUGGAUACCAACAAGAGAUUAAGGUUGGAUCCAAAUUCUAAUGAUGCAAGACUAGGCAAUAAUAAUAAUCCUAACUUUAGACAAUAUGAUGGUGCAAAUGAUGACGACGACGAAGACGAUGAAGACGAUGACUCUGAAGAAGAUGAAGAAGAAGAGGAACCAUCUAAGAGUGCCGCUUCCACUGGAGAAGAAGAAUUAGGAUCUGAUGAUGACGUUGAGGAUGAUAAGGAUCCUGAUACCCCUAACAUUAUUCUUGCCCAAUAUGAAAAGGUCACUCGUCACAAGAAUAGAUGGAAGUGUACUCUCAAAUGUGGUAUCAUGCACUUGGAUGGCAAAGAUUACCUCUUCAACAAACUCACAGGAGAUUUCGAAUGG